This is a messenger RNA of Drosophila obscura, 2696 nucleotides long. RefSeq names its product galactosylgalactosylxylosylprotein 3-beta-glucuronosyltransferase S. The record is from RefSeq and is a predicted model, not a curated record. Lineage: Eukaryota; Metazoa; Arthropoda; Insecta; Diptera; Drosophilidae. Bases 533 to 1993 code for a protein of 486 amino acids. Gene Ontology annotation, biological process: chondroitin sulfate proteoglycan biosynthetic process; carbohydrate metabolic process. The transcript has 5 exons. Gene Ontology annotation, cellular component: Golgi membrane. Gene Ontology annotation, molecular function: galactosylgalactosylxylosylprotein 3-beta-glucuronosyltransferase activity.
CAACAAAAGUAAAAAGCAACAAUGGAGAGAGCGAGUCAGCAGGCGGUGCAAAAGUUUAUUCCGAUUAUUCCGAUUUUUGUCAAACCUAGCGGGCAGCGUCUUCGCGUGUUCGUUCGUCCAAUUCCGCGGCUCUGGCGAGUAUUUGGAUUUGGUUUUUUAUAGACCUCUCCCUUGCCUCUUCCGCCCCACGCGUGUGUGGCCACAAAAACAGAAACAGAAAUAACAAUAACUGAGAAAAAAGAGAGCGGCAGCCAAAAGUGCUUGGAAUUUGCAUAAUUUCGGGUCUUUCUUUCGUUCUGUGCUCGAAAUUGUAUAACAGAGGAGAGGAGAGAGGGAGGAGGACGGCCAGACGAGGCUUCUAGUCCUCCCCUCAACCCCACAAAUGGCAAACGCAGCCCCGCGCUGCCGGCGUCGCUCUCAGCAUCAUAGUCGUCGUGGUGUCGUCCGGGGAUGCAGCAGCAACCACAAAUCUGCAGCAGCUGACGCUUGAAUCUGAGUCCCACCCUAGGAGAACCGUGCCCAGUGCCGCAUAAUGCCAAGUGCCUAUUACGCGCCACUCGACCAGCCACAAACAUCGAGCGACGACGACGAGGAGGAGGACAUCGAAAGGCAUCAACAGCAGCAGCAAAAUAAGCGACACCAGCGGCGCCCCAAGGGUGCCGCACCCUCUAUACCGUUCCUAAAAGCCCAUCCCCAUUCGCCCAUGGCCCACCUUCGCGGUUCCAGUGGUGUUGUGGGUGGCAGGCGCCGUUGCCUGCUGCCCCUCUUGGGGGCCCUGCUCUUCCUCAUCGCCUUCUGCUACUUCACCCUCGGAGUGGACACGCGACUCGCCCUGGGACUGGGCGGUGGCGGGGGCGCCUCCGAUGACUCCGAUGAUGGAAUGCACAGCCUAGGUAAGCGCUCCCAAUCCCGCGCCCUAUCCCGCUUCCGGGUGAUAGCCAGCCAACGCAAGACAAUGCCCGUAGACGAUGCUCAAAACCUUCUCCAGAUCGAAAUGACACGAAAUCGAAAAGAUUCAAGAAUCCGCAAUCCACAUAGAACAUAUGGCAUCCUCUCUCGUGCUCUCAAUGAGACCCUCCACCUCUGCAGCGAGGGCCUCUUGGAUCGACGGCUGUACGUGCAGGACAAACCGAUGGAACAGUACGGACACCUGCCCAUCAUUUACUUUGUGACGCCCACGUAUCCGCGCAGGGAGCAGAUCCCGGAGCUUACGCGCCUCGCCCACACCCUGCUCCAUGUGCCACGCCUCCAUUGGCUGGUGGCCAACGAUCAGGAGGGAUGCAACAUGUUUAUGGAUAUGAUGCUCAAGAAAUUCGGCAUCCCGUACACUCAUCUGGCGAGUCCCAUGCCCAGCAAUUUCCGCAAGGCAAAGCCUGCCCCAAGGGGCGUGGCCAAUCGGCGGGCCGCCCUGCAGUGGCUGCGGCAGCGUAACCUCACGAACGGCAUCCUCUACUUCGGGGACGACGACAACACCUACGACCUGCGGCUCUUCUCCGAGAUCCGUCAGACGCAGCGGGUGUCCAUGUUCCCCGUGGGCUUCAUCGCGGACUACGGCGUCAGUGGUCCGGUGGUGCGGAAGGGCAAGGUGGUGGCCUUCCUGGACUCGUGGCUCGCGGGCAGACGCUGGCCCGUGGACAUGGCCGGAUUCGCGGUGAAUCUCGAGUACAUGGCCCAGUUCCCGUAUGUGAAUAUGCCGUACAAGCCGGGCUUUGAGGAGGAUCGCUUCCUGCGGAGCAUCGGCCUGAGGCUCGACCAUAUCGAGCCGCGUGGCAACAACUGCACGGAGAUUCUCGUGUGGCACACGCAAACGAAGAACAAGAAGGCGGCGGUGGUGCGACUGGAGAGCGAGUAUCUCGACGGGCGAUCCAAUCUGGGGGCACUCUUUCGCUCGUUAAAGAUAAUGGGGGUGGCAAGUGCCUCGGACACGGAAGGUCCCAAGGCGCUGAUCAGCAAGAAUGGCAAGGCUGCGGCUCACUCGACAAUCCUGAGCUGAGGAUCCCUCGCAUCCCACAGACACGCCACGCCACGCCACUCGAUGGAAUAAUACUCGUCAUUCAGGAACGAUUCACAACUGAAUGAAGCUCGAAUGUAGGAAAUGCUAACGCUCCUGCUCGUGCUCUCUCUCUCUCUCUCUCGAUCUUCUGUUGCUGCACAAUUUCUACCGCCCCUUCCCACUGAUUGUUAAUUAGUUUUGUAGAUACUCUCUCUUCUCUCUCUUUCUGCGUAUGUCUGUGUGUGCUCUCUCUUCCUUUCUCGUGAUAAUCAAAUAAGAAAGACAGACAGGUCGGUCUCUCCAUCUCCCACUCCCUCUCUCUCACGUUUCUUCUUUCUCAGCAAAGACAAUGUUUAGAAAUCACUUAAGUUAGUCGCAUGGUUACUACAUGUAUUAGCGUAUUAGUUAGUGGCUGCUUGUAGGUUGUAUCCCCAGAUAAAAGAUGUGCCCCACAUAUCAUAGAAGAGUUCUCCCCUCUCCUUGCUCCCCUCAUCCGAUCGAAUCAGUUCGCAUUUCGCAUCAUAUAUUGUGGGGGAAGGGCUUUAGGUUUACGCAAAUGUCGGAUCUACGUCAUUAAUAUAUAUAUAUAUGUAUGUACGUGUAUAGGUGUAAGCAUACCCUGUAAAAUCCCUCGUGACAGAGUGGGGAAACGGCAGCCCCAAAUACAAUAAAUGCUACGUUUUUUAAAGCUUUCUCCAACAAA